Neurospora crassa OR74A is the source of this 1869-nucleotide messenger RNA. RefSeq lists its product as hypothetical. Bases 1 to 1869 code for a protein of 622 amino acids. The transcript has 6 exons. Lineage: Eukaryota; Fungi; Ascomycota; Sordariomycetes; Sordariales; Sordariaceae. The record is from RefSeq and is a predicted model, not a curated record.
AUGCAAAGACGAACACGGCAGGGAAAAGCCGCCGCAGCGCAACGUACCAGUAGUAAAAAGGCAACGACAACGCAGCCGACGCGUAAAGCUGCUAAGCCUGUUGUGCACACUCGUGGUCCGGACACUCAAGAGAUUCUCAUGGGUAUAGAUCUGGGAAGCUCCGGUAUCCGGGCAACCAUUUCGCCACCAGAUGAGUCUGAAGAAAUCAUGAUGAUCUACAACGGAGAGGAUGCGGCCGACGGAUACGCCUUCUCAGCCCAUGGCUAUGUUUUUGACCAUUUCGACGACAUUGACUCGGCGCAAAUUCACAAGCAAAGUCUCGACGACGAUGGCCGUCUGAGUGUGUCCCUCAAAUAUGCAUUCUACAUCCUCUCAGAUGCACCAAAGACUCUCAAAAAGGAGUAUCCUCUUCUGCGAAGAAUGAUUGAGGAAGAUGACCGCAAUAGAGAGGACUUCAGAAGAAAGUUACGCCUAGGACUUGUACAGAUGUUCAGAUGGCUCAUUGGCAAAGUCGAGGAGACCAUCAAGACUAAGCGGGCGCCCUGGAGAGUCGGAAAACUCCGCGUUACGGUCCCAUCACAAUGGGACUUGAGGUUCGAGGGGCAAUACCGUUCCAUCCUCGCGGAAUCAUUUGGUUGGGAUGCCGAGACAGCACAUGAUCGUAUACGGUUUUCCUUUGAGGCCGAAGCCCUUGCUCAUUUUCUGGUUCGCAGCAAACAUUAUGAGAACGAAGCAAUUGCCCAGCUCAAGCCAGGCGAGCAUCGUGUUAUGCUGGUCUUCGAUUUUGGCGGCCACAACAUGAACGGCUGCCAAUACUGGAUCAACUCAAAACGGGGCGAGACAUUGAACUUUUUCCGCAUGGGCAAGCCCUUUGGAGUCGGUAGCGGGACCGAACAUAUGGUUGAUUACAUUCUGUCGGCCUGCGAGAAGUACCGAAUUGACAAUCAUGAGGUUCCCUUGAGCGAUAAUGCCAAAGCCCAGCUUCUUGUCAAGAUCCGAAGCCGCAGGGCCCACUAUGGCCCUGGUUCACCAACUGCCCGCGACGAGGAGACAUUCGAAUUUUUUGACUCGGGUUCAAAUGGUAUUGGUGGCGGCGCCAUUCGUCUGACGAAGGAUAUCAUCGACCAAUGCUGGGAAAAGGCCUUCCAGCCCGCGAUUGAAGAGGUCGAAAAGAGGCUCAAGGCGCUUGCCAAGAGCCACAAGCGCCGGGGCAGGCCAAAUCCCCUUGUGGUCAUGGCUGGAGGCAGCCUCAUGAACAAGGCUUUUGGGCUGAGGCUGGACAGUUUGGUCCAGUUGUACCGCCUGGAUCCGGCUUUGCUGGUAAACAAGCGGACGGGCGCUGCAAUUGGCCUGCAGAUGAGGCAGGCAGGACAAGAGGAGGGGCGGGGCGACUGGGACAAUAAAGCCUACCUGCUCUAUUUCUACAACGUCGAAGCAAAGCAGGAAGUCUUCCCGACUUGCGUGAUCCCCAUGCAAGCCGGUGACCGUCUGCGAUUGGUCUGCGACCCAUUUUAUGGGCAAGACGAAGUCAAGAAACGCGGACCCUUGAGGGGAAUUGACCAUAAAAGGAGCUAUGACCUUAUCGAGAGGUUACCUCUCAACCCUCGCAACCGUCAGUACGAGUGCAGGGUGGGAUUUCAUGAUGGAGGCGACAAAAUGGCGAUGACGCUCAGCAUCGUCGAUGAAUUUCCUGACUCGGUGUGGGAAAUCCCUCUAUAUUUCGACAACGGCACAAGGUGCAUUCUCCCAGGGAAAAGAGGCGUCCCGCUCAGAGAUGCCGUUCCGGAUCUCUUCCUCGGCCUAGCGACUGAAGAAGACGACGAGAUGGAGGGUUCUGAGGAUGAUGUUGAGAUGGAGGAUGUGGCCUGA